This is a messenger RNA of Linum trigynum, 615 nucleotides long. Lineage: Eukaryota; Viridiplantae; Streptophyta; Magnoliopsida; Malpighiales; Linaceae. The record is from the annotation of a GenBank genome assembly.
AUGUCUGAGAAAAACAUAAACACCGACACCAACAAUAAUCAAUUAGUUGAGAUCAACGACAACAACAACAGCAAGAAGCAGCAAUUAGCUCCUAAUAGAAGGUCCUCUGUUUCUGCUGCAACAGAACAGGGGAGCCCUGUUUUCGCCGGAAGCAAAUGGGCGGCGAUGGUGAACGGGAAUUUGGUGGGGAGAUCGGGUUUGGGAAACGAGUUUUGGCCAUCUGGGACAGGGUUUGUCGGUAAUUUUUGUGGUAGUGGUGGUAAUAGCAGUAGUCAGGCGUCACGAACAAUAGUAGAGGGGGGUUGUUAUGGUGGCGGUGGAAAGAUUGGCGGGUUUCAUCACGACGGUGGUGGGAUGGAAUUUCUUAAUGUAGGGUUGAUGAGUUUUUACUUGAUGUUUAGUGGGUCGUGUUUGAAUCCCGGUUUGGAGCUCGGGCUUUCACUGGACAACUUGUUGAAUUCUUCUUCUCAUGGGUUCAGCCAGUUCUAUCAGCAGAUGGCUCUUGCCCGAGCUGUCGUUGCUGUGGCGGACUCCAUGAAUCAGAAUCAUAAUCAGCAACAGGAGGAGGAAGGGUCUUUGGAGAAGGAUGAAUCGUCUCACGGAUCAAGGAUUUAA